AUGGUUCGCGGAGAAGCAUCAAUCGUCAAGUGCCACUACAAGGGCAAGACCGAGGACUUUGUCAUCUUCGUCGACGACCUCGAGUCUGCUCAGAAGUGGAAGACCGACAAGAGCAUCCCUCUCGCUCAGGUCGUCAGCUCCUUCAAGGUGUUCGUUAGCAAGCAAGGCAAGCAAGGUCCCCUCGACGGUGCCUCCAACCAAACCCUCGAGACCGAGUUCGGUACCAGUCAGGAGGAAGAGGUCAUCAAGCAGAUCAUCGAGAAGGGAACCAUGCAAGAGACUGAGGGCGUCGCUCGACAAGGCACCAAGAACGACAGCAUGGGCUCCCGCGCCGGCCACUAA
This is a messenger RNA of Cadophora gregata, 342 nucleotides long. RefSeq lists its product as uncharacterized. Lineage: Eukaryota; Fungi; Ascomycota; Leotiomycetes; Helotiales; Ploettnerulaceae. The record is from RefSeq and is a predicted model, not a curated record. Bases 1 to 342 code for a protein of 113 amino acids. The transcript has 3 exons.